Molecule: messenger RNA, 1202 nt
Organism: Malaya genurostris
Lineage: Eukaryota; Metazoa; Arthropoda; Insecta; Diptera; Culicidae
Product: decapping nuclease DXO homolog
Exons: 2
Coding region: 1-1131 (376 amino acids)
Biological process (GO): NAD-cap decapping; nuclear-transcribed mRNA catabolic process
Cellular component (GO): cytosol; nucleus
Molecular function (GO): mRNA 5'-diphosphatase activity
Source: RefSeq, a predicted model, not a curated record
AUGCAACGAACAAACUUAGACCCGGCUUACGUCACCGAUAACACAAAAUCGUUUCCAACAAUUUCACAGCCCAAAAUAGUCGGUUUCUUCAGCGUCGACUCGAAACGAGAGUACAUACCGUCGGCCAAAAAUCUCAAAUAUUUGAAUUUACCGACACCGGCUUCGGGUAGACCUUUGCAGAUAGAUCUCAACAAAGGUUUUCAAAUUCGUAAACCGAAACCGGACAGUGCCAAACAGGAAAAAUUAGACCAUUUACUAAAGUUUAUUAUUGAAAAUCAGAUGAACUUGCGAGAAAGUGGGCCUGAUGCAGAGCACACAACUCGACUCAACUGUGAUUUCGUGUGCUUCCGGGGCUUGCUGAGAAUGCUGAUGUGCACCCCAUACGAACGCAAAACCCCGUGGAUAGUUUUGGCCAGCCGCUACAAAGGAACCAUUUAUUUGUGUGCUGAAGAUACACCGGAGAAGCUUCAAGAGGAAGCAACACUGACUGAGCAGCAGAAACGAUUCUGUUAUUAUGGAUUCAAGUUUGAACAACACGUCCUGACUGACGAACCUAACAGUAAGCCAGAUACAAACUCUCCUGUAAUUGAAUCCGAGGAGUUUUGCGCCAUGUUUCGUACCACGCUUGAGAAAAAUCGAAUUUUGUAUGGUGCUGAAAUGGAUGGGAUUGUCGCAGACAAGCCAGUUGAUAAAAAUUUUCUUGACGCAGAUCAUCUUGCACGACUUGAAUUCAUCGAAGUGAAAGUAAAACGAAACGAAACGAACCCACGACAAGUAGAGAACUUUUUUAGGUUUAAAACUAGGAAUUGGUGGUGCCAGAGCUUUCUGGUUAACAUUCAACGAAUAUUCGUGGGUCUGAGAGAUGAUCUCGGCAUGGUCAAUGAAAUCAAAGAAAUGAGCUUAAAAGAAAUCGACCGAUCAUCCCGACGAUACUGGUCGGCUUCGAUUUGUACUGCUUUUUGCUCUCAUUUUCUUGAUACGGUUCAAAGAAUAAUGCUAAACGUUGAUUGUCCGAAUACGGUCUAUCGUUUCGAAUAUGAUUCCAGAAGGUGUAGGAAUGUUGUGUAUUUUGUUCAAAAAGAACCAAAUAACGAUUCCUUCCUUCCAAAUUGGUACUGUUCCGUGAUAUAAGAGGCUUUAUUAUUAAGGUAUUUUUUAAGCCAGGGAGUUGGGAACAAUAAAAAUGCAUUUCAUUGUACACA